This is a messenger RNA of Lepisosteus oculatus (spotted gar), 4362 nucleotides long. RefSeq names its product heparan sulfate 6-O-sulfotransferase 1a (gene hs6st1a). Lineage: Eukaryota; Metazoa; Chordata; Actinopteri; Semionotiformes; Lepisosteidae. The record is from RefSeq and is a predicted model, not a curated record. Gene Ontology annotation, molecular function: heparan sulfate 6-sulfotransferase activity. Gene Ontology annotation, cellular component: membrane.
GGGUGUCGCUGUGCAUGCUGGGCUCAGAGCUUCAUGAUGGUGGUUUGGAGGAAGGACUUUAAACUGUACACUGUUUAACAGUGAAAGAGGGAAAAUACUCUGGCAAGAUUUGAUCAAAUUCGAUGUCGCCUAUUGCUCGUAGACUUGGAUUGGUCAGAUGUCCCUGAGACUGCCCGGCGAUGGGAUACAAUGUAUCUAAAGUCUAACUUUAAAGCCGUGGUCCUCUGACCUGACCUCUGAUUGUGUUUUGUAUGGGAACAGUGCAGGGCUUAGUUUUUUAGUACCAACUACCCCCGACUCUGUUAACUGGGAGAUGGUAACAUAUGAACCGCAUUGGAAGGAACAUGGUUGAGAGGACCAGUAAAUUUUUGUUGAUCGUUGUCGGAUCCAUCUUCUUCAUGCUGAUUUUGUAUCAGUACGUGGCUCCGGGGAUGAUGAACUUCGGGUCUCCGCACGGGUACCUUGUGGAAGACGAUACGGAUAUCUUUCCGACUCCGGAUCCUCACUAUGUGAAGAAGUACUAUUUUCCUAUCAGGGACCUGGACCGUACCGUGGAUUUUCAAAUCAAAGGGGAAGAUGUGAUCGUUUUCCUGCACAUCCAGAAAACCGGGGGAACCACGUUUGGGAGGCAUUUGGUCCAAAAUGUGAGGUUAGAGGUUCCCUGCGAUUGCAGACCCGGACAGAAGAAGUGUACCUGCUACCGUCCGAACAGGAAAGAGACCUGGCUGUUUUCACGGUUCUCUACCGGUUGGAGUUGUGGGUUACAUGCGGACUGGACCGAACUCACUAACUGUGUGCCGGGGGUACUCAACAAGAAAGAGAAUAAAUUCAAAAAUCUGAGGAAAUUUUAUUACAUCACCCUGCUGAGAGACCCAGUGUCAAGGUACCUGAGCGAGUGGAGACAUGUGCAGCGAGGUGCCACCUGGAAGACGUCCCUGCAUAUGUGUGACGGACGCACCCCCACGCCUGAGGAGCUGCCCUCGUGCUACGAAGGAACAGACUGGUCUGGCUGCACCCUGCAGCAGUUCAUGGACUGCCCUUACAACCUGGCCAACAACCGCCAAGUGCGGAUGCUGGCGGACCUCAGCCUGGUGGGCUGCUACAACAUGUCCUUCAUCCCCGAGAAGAAGCGCGCUCAGAUCCUCCUGGAGAGUGCCAAGAAGAAUCUCAGAGACAUGGCCUUCUUCGGGCUGACAGAGUUCCAGCGCAAAACCCAGUACCUCUUUGAGAGGACCUUUAACCUCAAGUUCAUCCGGCCCUUCAUGCAGUACAACAGCACGCGGGCCGCUGGCGUGGACGUGGACAACGACACCAUCCUGCGCAUCGAGGAGCUCAAUGACCUGGACAUGCAGCUCUACGACUAUGCCAAGGACCUCUUCCAGCAACGCUACCAGUAUAAGCGGCAGCUGGACCGCAGGGAACAGAGGAUAAAGAACCAUGAGGAAUAUCGACAGCACCGGUCCAAUGAGGAGCCCCCCAGGGAGGAACCCGAAGAGCCAGCUCGCCUUCCUACUGAGGACUACAUGAACCACAUCAUUAACAAGUGGUAGCCCACACAGCACAGAGAGGGAAGGAAAGGAAGGGAAGUGAUUUAUUUUUAUUUCCACAGUCAUUCACAAAGUCCUUAAAGACUGCAACAAGCUUUUGAAACCCGGCAGUGGUGGCUGACAUUCCCACCAUUCACUCGGAGGCGGUUGAAACUGCAUUGUCCUGCUGUGUCUUUAGGGACAUGUGGUGACAGUGAUGGCCUUCUCCCGUCCCUUGCGGCCGGGCCUUCUGAACCUCGGAGUCUGAGUUCUCGAAACCAGGGGGAUUCUAGGCCAAGUCAGGACAGAGCUUUUACAGCAGUGGGCCCAAACAAAAGAGACCUUACAAGUCUUCCAGGUUCUGAAACACCUUUGGAAGUCAAACAACAAUUUAUUUAAGAAAGUACAGCCUUUUCUGUAAAACAGAGGUAUUUGCUUAAAAAUUAACAGCAUUGAGAACAGAAGACACAUUCUAAUGUUGGUUCAUGAAAUUUUAACUGGACUAUAUAAUUUUAGUGUUUCAAAAAGAAAGGUUUUAAUGAUGAAAAGACCAAGAAAGCUGCCUACAGGCUUUUUGAAUGCAGUUGAAUAGAUUCUUAGGUCAUUUGAUCUGAGAUUUUAAAUAUUUGUUUUAUUGUUUUGUGUUAAUUUCCUUUGUUUUGAAACUGUUCUAAGCAACCUAUGAGUGAAGAAGUCAUAAACUCUAUUGACUAUAACUGUUUGCAUUCUCUGCGUACUUGGGUCAACCUGUUAAAACUUCUCUGCUUGUACUAACAGAUCAUGUGACUUUUGGAGGUAUAUGAUGUCAUGGACACCUCUUUUUUCUGUGUUUUAUAAAUUCUGUUUGAAGCUGUAAAAUGUGGUCUGCCCCACUGCUUGUAAGCGGUUGUCACUAGGUUCAGUUUUUUAACAUUAGGUAGCAGGACUUCAGUGAUGUGAACCAUGGGUUGAAGCCCAUAGCAACAAUGCACUGGAGCCUUCUAGAUAUCUUUCAGGUCCCUUAACAUGAAGUUGAUUUGAAGGAAUGUAAGAGCCUCUUCAGAUGGCUUAACAUCAGAGGUUCUGUAGGGCAGAAAUAAUUUUAAACCUCCAAGCUUUUGUUUUUAUUUUAUUUCUUUGAAAAAUCAAGGAUUAAAUUGAAUUGCUGGAUUGUUCUUUUACUGGGAUACACUGGUAUUGUAGGGGAUGAUAUCCCUCUGUCUUGUGAACACAUAGCAAUCAUCCACAGUUCAAAAGAGACACUAAGAUUUCUGCAUUUGUUAAAUGAUUAUUGGGGGGGGGACUACAUAUUGCAUUUGAGUGCACUGGGGAGAAUCUGGAAUGGUUUAAUGAAACUUGCUUCACCAUUUCCUUGUCUCUACUUUUAACUAGCAAAAGGUAUUUGAGGUACCCUUCUUCUGGUUCACAAAUACUCUCCUGUAAAUUGUGUACAAUGUGUUCCAAAUCCAUUGGUCCAGGGCCAGACCGAAUGUGUUUAUAAAAGAUUACAAAAGUAGAGGGAGAGACUGUGUCAAGUAUCACCAGAACCUACUCUGCUUCACACCUGAUAACACUGACAAAGACAUAUUUUUCUUUUCUGGUAUUUAGCAGGUUUCCUUUACAGUUUUGCUAAUUUUAUGAUUACUCAUCUGAACUCAUGGAUGAGUACAUUGUGCAGCAGUGAUUUACCUGUUGAAACAAGUGUGAAUCUCCAUGCAAGCUGGUUUUAGAUGGAAACCUGGAUGGUGCCACGAAUGGAGUACAGUAUGUCUUACAGAAAAUAGUAAGAAUCCCAGUGCAAUAUCAUAAUCAUGCGAUUUUAGAGAACUUGUGAGAUCCAGUGUUGUCCUUGGAUGAUUUUUCCCCAUUUUUUGGGUCAGCACUGAUCACAAUAAUGUCUGUAUGGAAACAUUACAGACAUUCUUGGACCUUCAAAUGAACUGACGUUUCAUUACCAACAGCAGUAGGUGAAAGAGCAGGGGCACUAAGAGAGCACCUUUGGGGUUGUCUGUGAUCAUAUUGUCAAAGAAAUGCAUUCUUAAUGGUGGGACCAUAUUUCCUAAAGGUUCCAAAUAUGUUCUGAGAAAAACUGCAAAUUCAAGUACUGUACGUAACAUUCAAGCUAAAGCUUUGUUCAAGGCCUUUUUGGAAACAUGAUCAAAGUCUUAAAAAGGCAACCAUUUAGCAGAGUAUUUUAUAUUGUUUAAAAAAUUAAAAACAAACAUUGUAUCCUGCUUUUAAUUUAAUAUACAGAAUGCUUUAACUGGAGAAUGACUUAGCAGUUUUUGACUGACAAGCAAUCACUGUUGUUCAAGCCAGUGCAAUAUAGAAGUCAAUAUACUCUUGUUCAUAUUUUACUGUUAAACCAAUGUUUCAUUUAUAGGCCAGUACCCCACUCAGGAUUCAAGAAAGAAGGUGCUUGGUUCUCCUUUUGUCUGUCUGACCCAGCUUUAACUGUAACAGGAACAAAAUGUAGUUUAACUGUGAAGGUUCUCUAUGGGUUUCAUCACAAAAAUGUGGACCAAUGUUUAUUGCAGUUGUCUGUUGGAUGAGCAUUGAAAAGAAGGGUGUAGGGUUUUUUUGGUGUAUUUCAAUUAGAGGCCCCUUCAUCUGAGAUGAUAAUCAAGCAAAGUGGCCUAACAGCUCAUUGACCUAUUAAAGAGAUUAAUGAGAAUGGUGUGUGAUGGAGAAGAAGAGGCAUUAACUUGUUGCUGAGGCCCUGUGUGAAAUAAGAACUCUUCUGAAGUGUGCUCUUAAUUGUGUCCUGCUCUUACUGUAUAUUGCUCUGAGUAUUUUUGUUAUCCAUGCCGAAACAGAUCAUCAAACCACCAAUAAAGAGAUUUCAUUUUUUAAAGAA